Pomacea canaliculata is the source of this 2602-nucleotide messenger RNA. Its product is annotated as 5-hydroxytryptamine receptor 6-like. The coding region runs from base 752 to 2023 and encodes 423 amino acids. NCBI's taxonomy places the organism in Eukaryota, Metazoa, Mollusca, Gastropoda, Architaenioglossa, Ampullariidae. The transcript has 4 exons. Gene Ontology annotation, cellular component: membrane. The record is from RefSeq and is a predicted model, not a curated record. Gene Ontology annotation, biological process: adenylate cyclase-activating adrenergic receptor signaling pathway. Gene Ontology annotation, molecular function: G protein-coupled receptor activity.
GGUUGGCCAUAACACAACUGGUGUUUGUCUCCUGGACUGUCGACUGACCUCCUGAGGGCAUGGUGUCACCUGACCUCACCUUUGUCCUGUCAACGUCAUUAUGGCCACUUGAUGAUGUCUUCGUGUAUCACAUGACAACCAUCUGUCUCGUUAUGUCCAUUGUCUGGUCAGUUCCUGUUUGUCAGGAGUGGUUCUGUUGUAGGUGCACCACUCACAGUGGGAGUCCAGCCCCUUUAAGCGGAGGGUUUGAGUGGGAAGGAGGGACAAGCGGUUCCACAGCCCGGCACCAACACUGAGUCCAUCGAGGAAACGAACUUUCCAGCAUCUUUGUUUUCCUGUUGGUUCAGCGAGCGCCUGCGUGUGAACUCGUCUUUUGUAAUGGCAACCUGAGUUUUUCUCCAUUUGUGCUGAACGGAGUCUGUCAAGACACCACGAGUUGUGAAGCUGCCAGCGCCAUCGCGUGCUCUCCGGUUUCCCUCGGUGUGAAAUCCAUCCCAGGUGUCGCUAGUCUCUGCGUGGGAUUGAACCUUGUGAAGAAAUUCUACUCUUGUAUUUUAUCUUGCUUUUGUUUCCCUGGUGACAACGAGGUGCGCUGCACACCUGUGGCUGAUCAAUCUCAGUCGCUCUUCAUCAAGUACAAGCAGGUCGCCAUCGCUUGACGGCCUCAACCUUCUUGGAUUGCUGGUGUGAACAGCACUGACGAGAGUCGCCAGCUUUAGCCCCACGCCCUUGUUUUUCUCUCAUUUGUCAAAUGGAGGAACUCGAUAUGGAAUCGUCCACACUCUCCAAGCACAUACUGUACAGCGUGUACCUCAGCUACACCGACGACAUGGGCGACCUGGUGGACGAGGACAGCAGAGACAAGUACGGCGAAGUGGAGGGCGACCUGGACUUGCACAACAGCUCGUACGAGAGAGGCUUCGUGCACAGCGCCAACAUCGGCAUCUUCAUCACCGUGUGCAACAUCCUCAUCGCCCUGCUGCUGAUAUCGCUGGUGCUGGUGGCGCGCGCCACGAGAACUCAGUUCGUCUUCCAGCAGGUCCUCAACCUCGCCUUCUCCGACCUGUGCUACAGCGUCAUCGUCGACCCCUUCACGGUGUACUUCGAGCUGCAGUCGUGGCAGUUGUCCAGCGGCUUCUGCGUGACGUACAUGGUGGCGGACAACGUCCUGCCCUGCGUGUCCUUCCUCGUGCUUGUCGUUCUCAACUCCGACCGCAUCCUCUUCUCGCUGUCGCCCGCCAUGUACCACCGCUGCUUCCGGCGACGAUGGGCGAGGACCGCCAUGUUCCUGACGCCCUGGCUGGCGGGCUGCGGCGUCAUCGUCCCGCUGUGGCUGCUGACGGCGACCACGUGGCCCCGGCCAGGCAUGUGCAUCUACGGCAUCAACAUGACGGCCGCCAUCGCCUCAGCAGUGCUCUCCCUUUACUUGCCUUCCAUCAUUCUCGUCGUCAUCACCGUCCUCAACUUCGUCACCCUCAUCGGUGGGAUGCCCGAGGACUUCAACGAUCUGCCCCUGAGAACUGGGCCUGGGGCUGUUGGUGGGGCCUGUCGGGGUUACACCGGGGGUGGGGCGGAGAACAAGCGACCUCUGGUGGCGACGCGGUGCUCGCGACUGUCGCCGGUGGAGAAGGUGGCACUGCGGCGCGGUCACCGGUCUCUGGUGGUGGCGGUGUGCGUGGCCAACAUCGUGUCCAUCAUCACCCAGCUGCCGUUCGGCGCCAUCUCCAUGCUGGAGCCGCAGUGCGUGGAGGCGGGCUGUCAGUCCACCGUCAAGCUGCUGCAGGCCCUCAGCUGGCUGCGCUCCGCCACCUUCACUCUGCGUCCCCUGCUUUUCAUCCUCCUCACGCAACAGCUGCGCCGCACGUGCUGCGACCUCCGCAACACCGGCUGCGACUCCUCCAACCCCUACUGCCAGGCCUCCAGCCCCGGCCCCAACACGCAGACCGAGCGCCUGGAGCUGGGCUCCACCAGCAACUCCGUUGUCCUUGGCAACAGCGCCAAGUGCGCCGGCACCAUGGUGUGAGGUCGUCGCUGCAAGAGAGAAGCAGAGACAGCGAAUCGUGACAGCUGUGUCGCGGAAAUAUGGACACACGUGACACACGUGACACGCGUGACACAGGCCACACGACCUGAUGACAGGCACGAACCCACAAUCCAGCAGGUGUCCAUGACCUGGGUCAGAUACACUUUUGUCGGCUUACACUGUGACCUCCACCACGUGCAGCAAGACACGGGUUGUCUCCACCUGACGACACCAGCGCCUCCUGUGGCGCCUCCACCCGCCUCUGCUCCUCGUCAGCGUAACGAUGGACGUAACUAGUGCUUCAGUCGAGCGAAUACGAUAGGAGCACGUGACUGUGCCGUCAGCUGCAGGCGAGGACCUGACGUCAGAACAUCACUGGACAUUCUGUGCGUCACAACAUCACGUGAUGGACGUUGGAGUAUGACGUCAGGAGCCACCUAUGACGUCUGCAUGGGAUGACUACGUGAAGUAGGACAAUCAUUCAACUUUUGUGACCGGCUAUGAGCAGUGAGUCACUAUAGACGGCUAUGAGCAGUGAGUCACUAUAGACGGCUAUGAGCAGUGAGUCGCUAUAGACGG